AUGCAACACGCGCCGCUGGACACCUUCUUGUCGGCGUGGCGGCGCAUCGACAGCCCGGCGGAGCUGCCGCUGCUGCUGUCGUGCGUCGCCGACCAGGAGUCCCGCUUCGGGGAUGCCGUGUUGGGCGACGAGGAAGCGCGGCGCGUUUGCGGUGCGGCGCGCUGCAAGAGUGAGGAGUGGGACUUGAUGCGCGCCCUCUUCGCCUUGCAGCAGGGCGCGGCCGGGGCGCCGGUGCGGGUGGUGGACCUGAUGGUCGUCCUCCUCUGCUGGGAGGCGACGGCGGCGCAUUCUGCCCGCUGGUUCCUCGCCGCGUGCGCCCCGCACGUGAGGCGGCUGCUGGGGCGUACGUUGGGGGCGGAUGCCGCGGGGGGCGGGCACGUCGCGGAGGCCGUCGUCACUGCCGCGCUGCUGCUCUUCGGUUGCAGCGAUGGGCUGCUGUACGAGGCGGACGCGCUGCUGGGGGAGGCGUCGGUUCGGUGCGGCGACAUCGACGAGGCGCUCGCGUGCCUGCAUAAAAUUGCCGACCGGCUCUCGGGGGCGGCGGAGGCGCCGGGGGAAAGUUCCCCGGCCGGCGGCGGCUAG
This is a messenger RNA of Trypanosoma conorhini, 582 nucleotides long. RefSeq lists its product as uncharacterized. The transcript has a single exon. The record is from RefSeq and is a predicted model, not a curated record. Bases 1 to 582 code for a protein of 193 amino acids. NCBI's taxonomy places the organism in Eukaryota, Euglenozoa, Kinetoplastea, Trypanosomatida, Trypanosomatidae.